CGGCCACCUUCAUUUCUCAUACCGCACGCAAUGGCCCUGUUGUCAUUCCGAUUCUUCCUGCCUGCUUGUCUAUCAUCGGUCUCCGGUUGCUUUUUCUUCGCCCCCUUAUGAGAUAAUUAUAGCAACUCAUGGUGGGGGAAUUGAACAGACUGCGAAUCUGCAUCCCUAGCGCUUGUCACUUUCUUUCCUUCCCCGACCCCUUCUUACCCCUAGCCGCCUCUAUAACAUCAAUAUUCAAUGUUCAGCAUCUUGCCUUGUCGAUCCUGUACGGUAUGUAUAGUACAGUAUCGUACAACACCUACAUCCCCCCUCCCCGGAGCUCUAAAGUUCACUGUACAAUAAGCAUCGGACUAAUUUUUAUUUUUUCUUAUCCUAGCAUCCCAAACUAUGCUUCUCUCCGAACCUUCUUCGUAGAGUCCCAUCUGAUGAUGCUCUAAAUAUUCUAAUUUUAACACUGAAGUUGAUCAGCACAUCAUGCAGCGCAACACGCCGCACCACCACGCAGCGCUUCGCUUCAUG
Messenger RNA from Aspergillus fijiensis CBS 313.89, 519 nucleotides. RefSeq lists its product as uncharacterized. The coding region runs from base 129 to 437 and encodes 102 amino acids. NCBI's taxonomy places the organism in Eukaryota, Fungi, Ascomycota, Eurotiomycetes, Eurotiales, Aspergillaceae. The transcript has a single exon. The record is from RefSeq and is a predicted model, not a curated record.